Gastrolobium bilobum is the source of this 657-nucleotide messenger RNA. RefSeq names its product glutathione S-transferase 3-like. Gene Ontology annotation, cellular component: cytoplasm. Gene Ontology annotation, molecular function: glutathione transferase activity. Gene Ontology annotation, biological process: glutathione metabolic process. The record is from RefSeq and is a predicted model, not a curated record. NCBI's taxonomy places the organism in Eukaryota, Viridiplantae, Streptophyta, Magnoliopsida, Fabales, Fabaceae. Bases 1 to 657 code for a protein of 218 amino acids. The transcript has 2 exons.
AUGUCGGAUGAGGUGGUGUUGUUGGAUUUCAAUCUCAGUAUGUUUGGUAUAAGAGUUAGGAUUGCACUGGCGGAGAAAGGAAUCAAGUAUGAACACAAGGAAGAGGAUCUGGUGAACACCAAGAGUGCUCUGCUUCUACAAAUGAACCCCAUUCAUAAGAAAAUCCCUGUCCUUAUCCAUAAUGGGAAACCAAUUUGUGAAUCCCUCAUUAUUGUUGAGUAUAUUGAUGAGGUUUGGAAGGACAAAACUCCAUUGUUGCCCACUGAUCCAUACCAAAGAGCUCAAGCCAGGUUUUGGGCUGAUUUUGUUGAUAAGAAGGUGCAUGAAGUUGCAAAGAAGAUAUGGACUGGGAAGGUAGGUGAGCAUGAAAAAGACAAGGAGGAGUUAAUAGUGAAUUUGAAGCAAUUGGAGGAGGUUCUUGGGGAUAAGCCUUAUUUUGGGGGUGACACAUUUGGGUUUCUUGAUGUUGCUUUCAUCCCUUUCCAUAAAUGGUUUUAUAGUUAUGAGACGGUAGGAGAAUUGAAGGUGGAUUGCCCAAAACUCAAUGCAUGGGCAAAGAGAUGUUUGCAGAGAGAAAGUGUGUCCAAAUACCUUUCUGAUGAAAAGGAGGUCUAUGAGUUUGUUCUUAGCUAUAGAAAAAAAAUUGGGGUGGACUAA